AGGACGGCACAAAUCAACCUGCCUCUUUUGACUUAACAACAGAAUAGAGAGAGCCGGGGUUAUUAGACAUAGAGAUCAGGAAGUAUUUUUUUUUUAUUUUUGGAGAGAGGAAGAGAGCAGCAGACAAGGGGGGGAGAACUGAAGGAGGAGGAGAAAAAGCCUCACCGUGGAGAUAGAUAGCAGAAAAAUGCUGUCAUGGGGAGAGAAGGGGAGGGAGUCGACAGAGAGGAACAGGAUGAAACAAGGCAGGGUCGAGCAGAGCUGAAAUGUGGAGGUGGCCGCUGGAAGAGGUUGAGGAGAAGCCGUAGGCACUGAGGAGUGCACGCCGAUGGAAAACAUGGUAGAAAGGUUGAUACAGACCGAGCCUCUCCUACACAGAGGACAGAAAGCGGGGCUCCAGUGAUGAUCACAAUCCUCUCAUCUUCACUCUGCAUGAAGGAGCACCUUGCAACUGGAGCACCACCAAAACACACAUAUUCACACUUGCCAGAUCUGGAAACAGCUGCAUAUUCUCCUGAUCUGAAUUUGAAUCUGCUGUAUCUGCUAGUAAGAACAAGAAGUUGUUGACUUAUCAUCACCGGUGCACCGAGUGUGGCACCUUACAGGGGCAUCUAUGAUAAUCCAAGGGAUGAGAGAGUUCAAUCAUCUCUAGUGGUGUCAAUGAGGACUACUGCACAUUUGUUGCUUUUACUCACCAGGAUUUUUUCUUUUUGUGGGCUGCGCUCCCAUUUCACACCAGCACCAUAGAGACCACAGCAGAAAUUUGACAGGGAGAGCAAAAAAAAAAAAAAAAAAAGCUCUGGACCAGCGUGGAGAGAAAAUCUUAGGAGUCAAAAUCUCAGGCAUCAUGCAAUCUGAUGACCUCUUUAUCCGCAAGUUUCGCCGCCAGAGUGUACGGCCACCCAUUGCCACUGUCAACUUUGAUUCGAAACGGGAUGGAGGAGUAGUGGAGUGGCCGCCCAGGAGGGACGGCGAUGGGGCUGCUGAUGGAGAGAGCCUUACUCCCAGCCGUGUGGGGCUGAACCUGCGGUCGGUCGGCCGGGGACACAUCAUGCAGAGAAGUAACAGCGAUGUAACCUUAGGAGACUUGGAUUCCUCUGGGAAGGCAGGAGGGAAAGCAACUCGGGCAGCGGGAGAGAAGGUGGGUGCAGGGGCUCAGGGGGACUCAGGUGUGCUCCUACACAGGGAAUAUGGUAGUCUAUCCUCACUGGAGAGGCAAACUCAAGCCCAGGAGCCAAGUGCAGACGACCAGGGGGCCAUCAGUCCAAAUGCUCUCCGCUUCAAAGACCCUUUCCUGCUUUUAGGACUACAGGGCAAUCCACCAGAACCAGACGGAUACUUCCGAGUUCUGUCUCCUCCCACAGGAGACUCCCCGAAGCCGGCCAAGCCUCCAAAGCCUGACGGUCUUAGUAAGAAGACCAAACCAAUGCCCCCUCAGAUCCCCCGACCCGGUCCUUAUGACAGUAUCGGCGGCGGAGCCUGGGUAAGGAACUUCGCCCACUAUGAUGUUCAGAGCAUCCUGUUCGACCUCACAGAGGCGGCUUCAAACAGAGACAGCAUUGGGCGGAAAAAGAAUAUCACCUCAGGGGCUUCAGCCGCCUCACAGCUGCGCCCCCUCUCCCAGGUCACCCCUUCGUCACCUGCGCAGGGCGGAGGUGGCAAUGGAGGGAAUGCAGAUGACCCUGAGCAGUCACUGCUACUGGACGAAGGAGAUGGCAACGAUAACGAGCUCUUGCUCAGCUGUCCCCACUUCCGUAAUGAGAUGGGGGGCGAAGAGCGGGUGGGUUUGGGUCGAUCCCAGGGCAGACGGGGCUUCUGGUCGAGCCUACGCAGCCCCAAUGAUGCAGUGUCGGUCCUGGAGGAGCCCAGAGAGAGUAAUGUCCAACAGCAAGGCAAGAGCAAUUACUUCAUAGAGCAUGCGGAUUUGGGAGCCCACUACUAUCGCAAAUAUUUCUACAUGAAAGAACAUCAGAACUUCUUUGGCAUGGAUGAUCGCCUUGGUCCAGUGGCAAUAAGUUUUCGCAGAGAGGAGAAAGAGGGAUCCAGCGGUGCUCAGUACAAUUACCGAAUCAUCUUUCGUACAACAGAGCUGAAGACACUUCGAGGCUCCAUCUUGGAGGAGUCGGUGCCCUCCGCCGCUCGCCACACGACCCCCCGAGGUCUGUCGCCCAAGAGGCUGCUGGAGUUUAUCAUCCCUGAACUGAACCUGCACUGCCUUCGCCUCGCCUCCAACUCCCCCAAGGUCCGAGACACGCUGCUGAAGCUGGAUGAACAGGGGCUGAAUUUCCAGCGUAAAGUAGGAGUGAUGUACUGCCGGGCCGGGCAGAGCUCAGAGGAAGACAUGUACAACAACGAGAGCUCUGGGCCGGCGUUUGAAGAGUUCCUGGAUCUGCUUGGGGAGCGGGUGCGGCUGAAGGGCUGGGAGAAAUACCGAGCUCAGCUGGACAACAAGACCGACUCAACGGGGACCCAUUCCCUCUACACACGCUACCAGGACUAUGAGAUCAUGUUUCAUGUGUCCACCAUGCUGCCCUACACAGCCAACAACACGCAGCAGUUGCUGAGGAAGCGACACAUUGGGAAUGACAUAGUGACUAUCGUGUUCCAGGAGCCAGGUGCUUUGCCCUUCACUCCAAAGUCCAUCCGCUCCCAUUUCCAGCACGUCUUCAUCAUUGUUCAGGUUCAUGAGCCCUGCACUGACAACACCUACUACAGAGUGGCUGUGACCCGCUCUAAAGACAUCCCAUUAUUCGGCCCACUGUUCCCUAAGGGUGCCCGAUUCCCUCGCUCGCCUGCCUUCAGAGACUUCCUGCUGGCAAAGGCAGUGAAUGCUGAAAACGCUGCGGAGAAAUCAGAGAAGUUCCGCUCCAUGGCCACCCGCACACGGCAGGAAUACCUGAAGGAUCUGGCUGAAAACUACGUGACCACCACGCCCAUCGACUCCUCCACCAAGUUCCCCCUCCUCUCCCUGGGAGGCAAGCGCAAAGACAAACCGAAGGGAGCCAAAGGAGCCGAGCUGCACAGUGCCGGCGCGCUGGUGUGGGCGGUGACGGUCAACAGUGGAGAUGAAGGGGAGACGGGAGAGCACAAGCUGCCCUGUCUGCUGGGGGUGUCGGCCGAGUCGGUGGUGCUCAUCGAGAGGUACACGCGAAGGGUAGUGUUUAACUGCUCCUGCCGUGAUGUCAUCGGCUGGAAGGCAGUAACAGAGACCAAGGAGGGCGGGCCUUGCUUGGACAUCUUUUAUGAGCGUGGGGAGUCGGUGUCAAUCAGUGUGAUGGAGAGCCAGCCGGAGGAUAUACGAGAGGUGGUGCAGAGACUCGAGCUGGUGACCCGGGGCUGCGAGGCGCUGGAGGUCACCCCCCUGCGUGAUGGAGUGGGCCAGCCCGGGUUCCUGAUGAGCGAGGAGGGCUUUGUGACCGAGCUGCAGCGGUUCUGCUACGCCGAGAGCGGAGGCCUGCAGCUGUGGGCCCGUGUGGUGCGGCUGUGUGGACACUCCCUGGUUCACCUCAGUCCGGACGAGAGGACCAGGCUGCUCCGCACGGCCCACAAGAUCCACAUCACCGUCAUCCCGCCAGACGAAAACGGCAAACCUCGCAGAAGUUUCUCAGAGCUGUACCAGAAAGCCAUCAAGGAUGCAGAGUGUAAGCCAGGUGAGGGCCAGACCGGGGAGGCCUGGGUCCUGGAUGAGAAGGAGGAGGACGAGGUGCAGCAGGAGGGCGAACAGCCAGGAGAAGUCACUGAGGCCGGGAUAAUGGAGGUGCAGGUGGAGGGGGAAGAAGGUGAAGACCAGCCGCCUGAAAAAGGGCAAAGUGAGAAGAGCCAGAGCUCGCUCCUCUCCCCGCCCAGCCUGCCGUUGUUACGGGCCACCUCUCUGCAGGACCACCCAGCCAGCCAGGCCCAGGAGUCCACUCCAUCCCAGCUCACACGCAGCUACUCCCUGGAGAGGCAGCCGCCCUUCAGGGACACAUGUGAUGGGCACGUGUACGACAACGUGGGGGUGAAGGUGGACUGCCACAUCUAUGAAAACCCCGGGGAGCUGAGGGACGCCACACCUGAUCUCAUCCUGGCUGUCAAACCCAAGGUGCCCCUGGAGGACGAGCAGUUUCUUGGGGCUGAGUUUGGUGAGGAGAAAGCCUCAGCGAGCGAUUCCUCCUCCCGGCUGUCAUGUCUGGACAGAGCGGACAGAAACUCUCGGGCCCUCAGCCUUCAUAACUCCAUCACCAAGAUUCUUUCAGAGACAACAGAUUCUUCCGAGGAGGAGUGGCAGUCCAUCGCAGAUUUGGCCACAGCCUGCCGCAGCAUCCUAGAGGCUUUGUCACGAGAGGACCGCAAAGCUGCAGACGCUUCCCAAGCAGGAGGUGACCAGACAGACAGCAAACCCAGAGACACAAAAGACAGUGACUCUCCAGGCCACCUGGAGGAGAAGGUUUCCCAGCUGGAGGCCAUGCUGAAGAGGCUGCAGGAUGACCUGCAAAAGGAGAAAGAGGACAAGGCGGUGCUGCAGGCCGAGGUGCAGAGCCUCAGGCAGAACAACCAACGGCUGCAAGAGGAGUCCCAGAGCACCGUGGCCCGCCUCAUCAAAGUCACUGAGCUGCUGUGCAAUGUCAAUAAGCCCUGUUAGCUUCAUCACCACACACACAUACAAAUACAUACACAUACACAUACACACACACACACACACACAAACACAAACACAUGGAUGAAGAAAAACAUGCAAAACACGUAACCUACUUGUACAUUCAGUGCAGUUAUUUUGUACAAACUAAUUUGAAGUCAUCAUAACAAAUGCAAAACACUCGGACACACACACAUACCUGCAUCGUCUACAAUCUGUGUAUCAUCACAGCCGCUGUAUUGUAUCCUGGACCUGCCUGCUGGUGAAGGAGUAUGCAAACCAAUCAGAACCAUGACAGACUUUUGUAACAUCACCUGACCUUCAUAGACUGACUGAUGCGCAGCACUGAAGCUGCUCUGUUGGCGUGCUUUGCUCAGUGUGCGUAUGUGUGUGUGUGCGUGCGUGUGUGAGUGAGUGUGAGUGCACGCGUGUGCCUGCGUGCAGAUGUGUGCAUCUCUUACCUUGCUUCAAAAUACUUGACGAGCUGGGCUGAAUAGCACUUGCAUAAAAAGUGGCAAUUAAGAUUGAGAGACACUGUAUAGCAUGUUUGGUGGUGUCUUAUUUGAAAUUGACCAAAAGUGUACAUAUUCCACCUAUAAUGUAUGUGAACUGUAGUAUCCCUAAACUCUCUGCCAAACCCGUAGUUACAACGACUGGCCCUGCCUUGCACCAUUAGUGUGUAAGGGCUUUGGAAUAAAACACAAAAAGAAAAAAAAAGAGGAAAAUGACAAUGACAAGCCCGAAGGCAGCCUUCUACUUCAAAAGAUGUAACGAUGCUGGCUGCCUGGCCUCAGAAGAGGGUCCAUUAUUUAGGCCAGGAUGUUAUUAUCUGCCCUCUUCACUUCUCAGUAGUACUGUAUUUAAGAAAUUGUGGACUUGGUUUGAGAGAGUGUGUGAGAGAGAGAGAGAGAGAGAGAGAGAGAGAGAGAGACAGAGGAUUUCACAAACCCCAUAACUGACAGAGAUGCAACCUGGACGGUCACUGAAAGAAAUUGCUGAAAAGGAAUUUGAGCAAAACGAACUGUUCCUGUUGAAAGCGUUGCGCACAGAUUACUAAAAGGGAGAACCAAAAGGGUUAUACCUCUCCUGAAGACACAGACAAUGACAGGAAAGAACUGCCUCGGCUUCCUUCCAUUGCCUGUAGCUGUUUUCUUCUAACCUCACUAUUGUAGCAGCCAUACUGUAGAAGUACUCCUCCUGCUGGCCUGAUCCACAAAUGCCAACAGGCAGCUUUUCUUUCAGCUGGCAAAAUAGCUUUAGGUGUCCGAAUAAAACACCUUAAACUAAUAGCGAAAUACCAGACUAUUGUAUUUAAAUAUGUUUUGUGUUCGGCGGAUGUCUACAGUGACUAUUUUUGGGUAAUUGUUUAGUAUGGCUUAUGAGUGGUAGCGUUAAGGACAAUAGGUGAGGGCUUACCAUUCCACCCUAUUGUGUGUUUCUGUGUGUUUCUGUGUUGUUCUUGCACUUUUUUUGUCAAAUCAGCACUGGACAGGGCACAUCCUUUAUUUAGCCUGCCCGGGUUGUGUCUUGCUCAAAAUAAGAAAGUGGAUUUGAUCUCAUCCCCCCGCUUCCCCUCACACCACCUUACCUCUCCUUCAUGUCCACUGCUGACGGCGCCAAUAACAAUGUGAGUUCAGAGGAGAAAGGCUGCUUCUCCUCCCAGUCAGACUGCUAUGCCAGUGCCAACUAACGCCCAGGCAGCUCUCCACGAAUCCCGCGGAAAUCAAUGGAACUGAACUCCAUCGCUCCGACUUUAAACUCCAACGAAAAGGGAUGCCAAACAUUCGCCAGUCACUCAGACUCUUGAUGCUCUUGUUUCUUGUACACACUCUUUAUCUUCCUCUUGUAAUUUUAUUUUAGAGUCACUGUGAAUACCUGGUACCAGCAUAUUAAGAUACAGUAUAUUCAGAUUAAAUUAUGAAUCUAAACUUUAUCGAUAUGUGAAGAUAUGUACAGCUGAACUGUUCCAUGUUACUUAGUGCAUUGGGUUGUGUAUGCCCUCUUUUGCAGGAUGAUUAUGCAGACUAAAGUGUAAUUGUGGCCAUGUGGGCUGUUUCAUCUACUGUACAUGCUGGAGCCUCAUGACUUACAGGGAGAAGCGGUAUGAGAAGACCUGUUUUACUGUGUCUUGUAUAGUAAUUUAGAUUGUAGGAGGUUGGUCAAGCAUGAGAAUGUGCCAAGCAACUUCCAAGCUCCCUUCUGUAUGUGUGUAUGUAUAAAAAAAAA
Molecule: messenger RNA, 6841 nt
Organism: Myripristis murdjan (pinecone soldierfish)
Lineage: Eukaryota; Metazoa; Chordata; Actinopteri; Holocentriformes; Holocentridae
Gene: sipa1
Product: signal-induced proliferation-associated 1
Exons: 16
Coding region: 848-4621 (1257 amino acids)
Biological process (GO): regulation of small GTPase mediated signal transduction
Cellular component (GO): cytoplasm
Molecular function (GO): GTPase activator activity
Source: RefSeq, a predicted model, not a curated record